Anguilla anguilla (European eel) is the source of this 1785-nucleotide messenger RNA. RefSeq names its product formin-binding protein 4. The record is from RefSeq and is a predicted model, not a curated record. The transcript is spliced from 3 exons. Bases 178 to 954 code for a protein of 258 amino acids. Lineage: Eukaryota; Metazoa; Chordata; Actinopteri; Anguilliformes; Anguillidae. Gene Ontology annotation, cellular component: membrane.
GGGCCUUGUGGUUCCAGCAGCAGCACACACAGGUUCUCUCUUCACAAGGCUGUCAGCCCUCCUGCCCUCAGUCCGUCGUGAGCUUCGCCGCUGCUUACCGACCCCACAGCGACCCUCCUGCCAACCCCCACAGACCGAAUAGCCGCACCUGAGGGACGGUCCCUGUCACAGAGAAGCAUGGACGGCCGCAAGCUCCAGCACUUCGUGUGCUUUGCUGUCACUAUGGGAUUGGUAGCGUGUGCCAGCGGUAAUCUCAACUCAAGCCCAGAUGCGAAUUCACCUGACACCGUUCUUCAAAAUGGGGCAGAGUCAACCAUGGAACCUCAAGUCAACUCCACAGUCAACUCCACCACCACAGAAUUAGACACAGUCAACUCCACAGUCAACUCCACCACCACAGAAUUAGACACAGUCAACUCCACAGUCAACUCCACCACCACAGAAUUAGACACAACCUCUAGCUUCAAGUCUUCCGGACCGGCCCCAAGCAAUGCCGUAACCCCCUCCAACUGCCCGAAUGUAAAGCACGAAUGCAAGAGCUGCACUACAGCAGAGCAGCCUGUCCCCACACAUCAGAAGGCCCUCUUCCUGAUCAUCGCGGGCGCGCUGCUCUUCACCUGCGUCGUGCUGCUGGUCACCGUCACGGCGCUGGCCUGCGAGGUCAGCCACCUGAGGGGCCGGCUGAGGGGCAGCCGCCCGGCCCAGAGCAACGGCGCGGGCCUCUGGGCCGGCGGCCGAGCGGGCGGAGACGUGGCGGGCGUGGGCGUGGCCGAGACCAGCGUGAUGCUGGAGGAGGUCACCCCGGUCCAAAACAAGGAGGAGGCCGACCGCGGACCGACCGCGGCUGCGGCGGCGGGAACGGAACCGGAACCGGAACCGGAACCAGAACCGGCCCCAGCCGCGGACCCAGACCCCGUGGAGAGCCCGAAAAUGCCCACUGCAGACAAGGCCUAGAUCAUAUGGGGGGGUUGUAAGGGGGGCAGUGCCGGGCCUCCAGGAAGGAUGAGCGGCACAGCCAGGCCUGGUCUGUAGCUCGCGUGCAGUACGGAUAUUAAACACGGGGCCCGGGAGAGGGGCCUUCCGUCCCCCACAACGAGCACUCAUCUCUGCUGGACUGCUUGCUUCUUUUCUCAUUUGCUCUUGAACUCUUUCGCUUUCUCUCAGCACCAGCAGGAUAUGACUAACAAGCAUCGGACUGUCACCGUACAAAUCAAUAUGUCCUCUUGCAUAGAGGAAUGUAUGGGAUGUCCUUGUGUGCAGUGCUCUCAUCCAGCUAGCCCUUUUGAUCAAAAUAAAGUAUUAUAGUACCACCGCACUAGAUACAGAGAAUGAUAUAUAUUUUUUUAGAUUGCAAUUUAACUAAUUUUGUGCUUUUAUUCUGAUGCAGUAAAUACAAGAGCUUGGUCGUUUCAUGUACACUGUAGUCCUGAGGUAGCCUUGGCUAAAGGAUGAAGCUGCUUUUCACAAGAGACACCACCUUCAGCCAGUGGUUAAGCAAGAGGCUAUUAGCAACAAAAAUAAUUUGCAUUGUCCAAUAAAAAAAGAAUACAUAAUUCAGUUGCUGUGGAUUCAAGUGAAACAGGGUCAAAACUUGUGACUAAAUGAAGUUUCAUGUCUGAGUUUGCCAAAUUAAAUGACUCACUCUUAUUGUGGAGGGACAUUUAAUCAUAAUGCAACGGCAAAAACAUUACCAAGUGAUCUCCUGCAAAUCUGCUUGUCAUUUUUCCAUAAUGUGUUAAAAAACAUAUUUGAUAUGUGAAUAAACUUUCUAAUGUAAAAACACUG